This is a messenger RNA of Macrobrachium nipponense, 450 nucleotides long. RefSeq lists its product as uncharacterized. Bases 1 to 450 code for a protein of 149 amino acids. NCBI's taxonomy places the organism in Eukaryota, Metazoa, Arthropoda, Malacostraca, Decapoda, Palaemonidae. The record is from RefSeq and is a predicted model, not a curated record. The transcript has a single exon.
AUGAGGGAAAAAGGUGUCCCAGAAAAAUAUGUGAAGAUUGUAAAUAUGUAUAGAGAAGCAACAACACAGGUAAAAAGCUUAGUGGGAACAACACAGAAGUUUGAGAUGAAAGUUGGACUCCAACAAGGGUCUGCCUUGAGUCCCUAUAUUUUUGAUAUGGUAGUGGCUGGUGUGAAAGAUCAGGUGCCUUGGAGUGUACUCUUUGUAGAUGACAUAGUGGUAGUAACCACCAGUGAGGAAGAAGCAGACAGGAAAUUGGAGUUGUGGAGGAGUGCAUUGGAGGACAGAGGCCUAAAGAUAAGCAGAGCAAAAACUGAAUAUAUGUGGAUGAAUGGAGGAGAUCAAGGGGGAAGCAUCAACAUAGAGCAGGAAGAAGUAAAAAGAGCUACAUCCUUUAUGUACUACCUUGGGCCAUUGUUAAUGAUUGUAGAGGGAUGGAGGAGGAAGUGA